This is a messenger RNA of Pocillopora damicornis (cauliflower coral), 2630 nucleotides long. Its product is annotated as follistatin-related protein 1. The record is from RefSeq and is a predicted model, not a curated record. Gene Ontology annotation, cellular component: extracellular region. Gene Ontology annotation, biological process: regulation of BMP signaling pathway; multicellular organism development; cell differentiation. Gene Ontology annotation, molecular function: protein binding; calcium ion binding. NCBI's taxonomy places the organism in Eukaryota, Metazoa, Cnidaria, Anthozoa, Scleractinia, Pocilloporidae.
UUGCAUUGCUUCGGCUCGUUUUACAUGUCGUGGCUAAGUUUACAAGUAAACCUUAUUACACUUUUUCCGAGUUUUGAGAAAAAAUCGUGAACGUAGUGCGAACCUAUCUGGUUCAUCUUUUCACGUUUCAGCUCUGUAUGAUUGAUGGAGCAGCUUUACCACGGACUAAGAUGUCUUCCUGUUAGGGAAUCUAUCCUUUUUAUCUUCUGGUUGAUAAUUUCGCAUUCUCCUUAAACGAGUAGAGUAGGAGGGAGGUUACGACUCGACUAAGAUGUGAACUUCAAUUUUCAUGUGAACUUCCAUUAAUAUUAUUAGGUUAGUCUGAUGUUAAUGUCCCGUCAUAUAUUGAUUAAGAACCUUAUUGGCCUUAGGGCCACUCGUUUUCGAAGGAACGAGGGCUCUGGGAACAAGAAUAGAUGGGUGGGGUAGGCACUCUGAGCUGCAGCCAAGACCAAGAGAACAUCAGUGUCUACCCGACAGUGGUAAAUAAGCUUUAAACCCCAAGUUUUGCCCGAUCUCUCUUUUUCUCCAAACUUGCAAAAGAUUGCAAAAAUAUUUUACGUCAGAGCUCAUGGAUGUAUCAUAUGCGCAAAAAACUCCAUGUACUCACUACAAAUUUAUCAAUUAACCAACUGACCGGAAAUUGAGGGCUUCGGUUACAUCUAAUUGAUGUCGAGGAAUGCGAGACUCGAUCAAUGUACCCCUUGUCGACCUUGUCAGGAAAUUGAAAUUUUCUCACUAGUCUAAGCCUUAGCUCGGGGUCUGUUCCACUGCUGUGCUUUUCAUUCACUAAAACCACCAUUUCUUUGUUCUUGGGUGGAUUCUGGCGAGUUAGGAAUUGUCUAGCACAUCGUCUGAAGACAGCUUUUACUGUAGUACUCAUUGGUGAACUCGUCAGUUACCGUGCGGAUCGAUAGAGAGAUGCGAUCGUUUCAUGUUUGCAGUUUUGUGUUGUGGAAUUUGGUUUAUGUUGCACUCUCAGAGGAAUUGAACCUUUCUGAAGGCAAAGAAGCGUUUGAUAGAGACAACGAAGAUCUAUGUAUCAAUGUACUAUGCCAUGCUGGUGAGGAGUGCAUUGUUAUCGAUAAUAAUGCCGCCUGUAUGUGUAAGAAGUCAUGCCCUAACCAUGAGAAACCAGUAUGUGGGUCAAACGGUAUGACCUAUCCAAACCACUGUGAACUGCACAAAACUGCCUGCUUGGAGGAAAAGAAACUUUCUAUCAAGUAUAUGGGGGCAUGUAGAGGACAGCCCACCCAAGCUCCAUCUUCUGUAGAGGUUAAUUAUUCAAAACCUGUUGUGUGCUAUGAGAAUGAUCGUAAUGAUAUACGCAGUCAUUUGAUUGGAUGGCUGCAGAACCAAGACAAGUUGUCAGAAGGAUUAGAUGGCUACAGAAAUCUUCUGCAAUCAUACUUUGACAAAGUUGAUGAAAACAAAGAUGGAAAACUUGAUGUAGCAGAGUUCAGAGACUUCGUCCUGGCAAAUCAAUCACAAGCUGAGACAGCUAGUUCUGAUGAGUAUGUCAACCCUGUUUUGCAAAGUCUUUGUGCUGAUGCUCUGAUUUCCAUCAGUGAUGAUGAUUCUGACUGGGAACUUAACAUUACAGAGUUUAUGAGAUGCCUUGAUCCUGAAUUCAAGCCACCAAAGAAAGGUUGUGAGUUGGAUAGUGAGAUUUACAGUGACAGCACAGAAAUUCCCAUAGACUGCAACAGUUGUGUUUGUGCCUGUGGCCACUGGGUCUGUACUGCAUUAAAGUGUGAUGAGAAAGAAUCAAAUCAGCCACGCUCUGAGGUUGGUAAUGGAAACACAGAGAAGCACAAGUACAUUGUCAAUGGACAAGAAGCUGAGGAACAACUGACAAGAGAGAAGAUGAAACAUGAUCACAAAGAAAGAAUUCAGGUCCACAAAAAGAAAAUCCUUCCACUUCAUAAACCACAGCAUCCUGGGAGGCACAAGAAACAUCACAAACACAGCUCAUAUGAGAACAGCUCAAACGAGCCUGAUCAUGAGUAACUUUUUUAAAAAAAACAAAGGUUAUUGUGGUCAAAUGAGAGAAGUGACCUCACACAGCAAAAUGCUUUUCAGAAUUAUAAAAUCACCAUUCUGCUAGGGAAAUAAAGAUGAAUUGCUUUCUUAAUUAACAAGUUAUAAACAACACUUUUUUUAGCCUCUAUAUAAUGCUUAUUUUCUUCAUCAAUUUGUAAAUGAGCUGCAAAAGACAAAGGCCUCAAGUGCCAAUAUGAAUAACCAUUUCAACGCUAAGAUCUUAGAGGAAAUUCUCCUUUUAAUCACUGUCUCCUAGACAAUUUUUAUUACAGUUUUGAGAAUUUGGUGUUAAUGCAAAUCAGUUAAAAUUCCUCUUUAUUCUCCCCAGCUCUCUGCUUAAUAGUGUAUUGAUACUGUAGGGAGAAAUUACUUCUUCAUCACCCCUGGGAGAGAAAUUAUGAAGGUGGAAGUUCCUAACAGUAAUGUGGAUUGUGUUUGCAGUGGAAAUUUGUGGAGUUUCAUCAUACAAAUGUUUAGAAUAACUCUGAGAUUUAUGUGUUAGCAAUGGAAAAAAUAUUACCUAUAAUUUUUUUAACAUCUGUAUUGUACUUUUAUUACUUAAUUAGUAAAAUAGCCCCCUGCAUUUA